Molecule: messenger RNA, 1332 nt
Organism: Heterobilharzia americana
Lineage: Eukaryota; Metazoa; Platyhelminthes; Trematoda; Strigeidida; Schistosomatidae
Source: the annotation of a GenBank genome assembly
AUGUUGAGCUUUCUAGGCAUUGGCCAAAGUGUCGAUAUUAAAAUUAACUUACACGAUGAAGAGAAUAGGAGGAAGGAGGAACUCAGGAGUGAAGAUGGACAUAUUCAUUCACUUCCGGUGUAUUAUGAUGGUGAAAAUGUUUCCGGAACUGUACAUGUGGGCUUAAAAAGAGGCGGAAAACUGGAGCAUCAGGGGAUCAAGAUUGAAUUCAUUGGUCAAAUUGAGCUGUAUACUGAUCGUGGAAAUCGUGAAGAGUUUAUUACUUUGUGUCAAGACCUGGCGCGUCCUGGUAUACUUUCUCACUCAACAAGUUAUCCAUUCGAGUUCUUGCGUAUCGAAAAGCCCUACGAAUCAUAUUGUGGUACAAACGUCCGUUUAAGAUACUUUUUGCGAAUCACUAUUCAAAAGAGAAUAGCUGAUAUUACAAAAGAAUAUGAGCUAAUAGUACAUUCCACAAUGAGAUGUUCUGAAUCGAGUGAUGGCAUUCAAAUGGAGGUCGGUAUAGAAGAUAGUUUACACAUUGAAUUUGAAUACAAUAAGUCAAAAUAUCACCUACAAGAUGUUAUUGUUGGAAAAAUAUACUUCCUUUUGGUCCGAGUUAAAAUAAAGAAUAUGGAAAUACAAAUACUAAAACGUGAAACUAUUGGUUCAGGUCCAACGGCUUUUACUGAAGCAGAAACUGUUGGAAAAUACGAGAUAAUGGAUGGCGCUCCAGUACGUGGCGAGUCGAUUCCGAUUAGGCUAUUUUUGCAUGUCUACGGUUUAAGUCCAACUAUGCGUGAUGUUCACCGCAAAUUUUCAGUACGAUAUUUUCUAAAUUUAGUACUGUUAGAUGAAGAAGACCGGCGAUAUUACAAGCAACAGGAAAUUAUACUCUACAGGAAAUCUGAUCGCCGACUUCAGGCCUAUGUACAACAGAUUUCAGAUAAAGGAUAUGAUGAAAGCAAAACUGAUGAAAAAGAAAAAGUGGAUACCAACUGUGAGAGUAAAAUCCAAGAACAAACAAAACUCGAAGUUCCUGAUAAGGGUUCAGAUAUCAGUGAUUCAUGUUCUGAUGUGAUCAGUGAAAGAAAUGGAGAUAAUCAGACAAAUAAUUCCACGUUACUUCUUAAUCCUACUAUUGCCGGUACAGAAUCCAAUAUCGACAAACAUAGUAAUGACUCAGAGGACAGUGCUGACUCUUUUUCUCCACAAACACGUUCAGCCAGGAGUAUGCAUCGUUAUGAGCCAAAACAAAUUCGUAAGUACACGGAGUCAUCAACUGUUGCUAUUCCUGCAACCGAAUCACCUAUCCUUCGUUCUGAUGCUACCAGUGCACAGGACUCGAACUAA